CCGCGCGCGUGAAACACGUCGAUCGAGCGGCGCUGACGAAGACGGCGGACGGAUGCGCGCGCGCGCGCGACGCGGCGACGGCGACGGCGCGCGACGGCGCGCUGCGACUGCGCACGCGAAGCGCGGUCCUCGGACGGAUCGUCAUGAACAAGGAGGGCACGGCGCGGGCGAAGACGCAACCGGCGGAUCUGGCGCUGGACGUCGCGAGCGUGAGCGCGAAGCACGCGGUGAUUACGUGCGAGGUGAAGGACGCGAAGGUGUCGCCGCCCGAGUUUGAGAUUAAAAUCAUCGACUUGUCGCGAAAUGGGGUGAUGCUGAACGGCGAACGGAUCAAUAAGGAUGAGUAUUACGAGCUCAAGGAUGGGGACGCGGUGACGAUGCCGUUUCAUUUGGAGUAUAGGUUUGAGCUGAAUCCGGACGGAACGUUGCCGAGGGCGACGCGCGUGCCCGUGGACGAGACGCCGACGCCGCUGCAAAAGAAGCGCGCGUCGCCGGCGACGGCGGCGGUGGAGAACGGCGGCGGUGCGAAGAAACCGCGCGAGAGCUGCGAUGAUAACGAGGGACAAGGCCAGGCCAUGCGCGAGUUGACGACGGAGAACGGAGAGUUGCGUCAACGCGUGGAGGCGCUCGAGAAGGAGCUCGAAGAGGCGCGACGCCGCGAAAAGGAGGCAGCGGCGCCGACCGAGGCGGCGGAGGGCGACAACGAUGACGUACGCGCGGAAGCGCUUCGCGAAGCCGAGGAAAAAGUGAAACAAGCCGAAGCACGCGCGGAAAAGCUCAACGCUGAGCUCGAGGAGGCGCAGGCGGUGGUUGAAGGCGCGGCGAGCGCGACGAAGGAGAUGGAAACCAAGCUCGCGGAGUUGCAAUCGGCGCUCGACGCCGCCGAGACGAAGCGCGUGGAAGCCAUCGCGAGUGUUCAAAAGGAAUGCGCCGAGGAGAUUGAAAAUUUGAACGCCCGCGUCGCUCGAAUCCAGUCGGUUCGCAAGGAGGAGCUUGAAGAAGCCGAAGCUCGCGUCAAGGCGUUCGCGUCAUCGGCGCGAGAAUCGCGCGAUUUAGCAAAGCAACUCUUGGACAAACUCAACGAAAGCGUUCAAUUGGUCGCGAGCGACGCGGACGCCGCUCACGGCGACGACGACGAGAUGACGCACGAGACGACGCCUCAAAGACGAGACGGCUCCGACGAAAAAGCCGCCGAGGACGCCGCCGAGGACGAACCCGCAAAGGACGACGACGACGACAUCAACGAUAACGACGACGACGACGACAUCAACGAUAAAGACGACGAUUCCCUCGAACAAUUGGACGUCGACAACCACUUUUCCGACUCCAUCUUAGCCGACGUCGAGUUCCCGCCGACGGAGAAGCCGACGCAAGUCGCCGCGCCUCUGCACGACAUCGGCAACUCGCCGCGCACCGACCAACCGUCUCCGAGCAAGCGCGUCGGUCGCGAUAUCGACGACCGUUCGCCCCUUCCCGCGAGCGUCCUCGAGGACUGAUCCGACGCAUCGCCGACGUUCGCGCCUCGGCGCGC
Messenger RNA from Ostreococcus lucimarinus CCE9901, 1531 nucleotides. RefSeq lists its product with no specific name. The record is from RefSeq and is a predicted model, not a curated record. The transcript has 2 exons. Bases 144 to 1496 code for a protein of 450 amino acids. NCBI's taxonomy places the organism in Eukaryota, Viridiplantae, Chlorophyta, Mamiellophyceae, Mamiellales, Bathycoccaceae. Gene Ontology annotation, molecular function: protein binding; mRNA binding.